Messenger RNA from Rubroshorea leprosula, 833 nucleotides. Lineage: Eukaryota; Viridiplantae; Streptophyta; Magnoliopsida; Malvales; Dipterocarpaceae. The record is from the annotation of a GenBank genome assembly.
GACUUCGAAUUAUUAUAUAACCAAUUUGCGCAGAAAGAUCCAAAGAGGACGGCGGCGAUGGCUGGGUUGCAGAGAUCUGAGGUAUCGUUCAGGCGGCAGGGGUCGUCGGGGCUGGUUUGGGACGACCGGCUUCUAACGGAAGAGCUGAAUCAAGAGAAGCAAGAAGAGGUGCAAGGACAGGAGCAGCAGGGUGGGGACCAAGAAAAGGUCGAUUCAAAGGAUAUUAAGCCGGUGAGAACCAUCUCACCGUCGCCGAUCAACACCGUUCCACGAAGCCGAUCCAGCGGUGAGAAACGCGGGUACCGGACUGGAAAGGUGUCUCCGGCUGUAGAACCUCCGUCGCCGAAGCUUUCUGCUUGUGGUUUCUGCAGUGCUUUCGGAAAAGCGCCCAAGAAUCAUCGGAAGAAGGCCGGUAAGCACAGAUCAAGAUAGCCUGAUUUCUCUCUUUGGAGUUAUUCCUAUGAAAAUAGUGGGUGAGUACUUGCUGUUGGAAGUAUAUUGAUAUAUGUUUUUAGUUCAUCUCAAUAAAAAUGAGAUGCAGUAGAAGUUUUGAAAACAAUUAGAUUAUGGAUGUUUUCGGUUUCUGUUUCUAUUGAUUGUGUCAUGCUUUUUUCUUUUUCUCAUGUUCAAUUUAGAGUUCCAUAGAUGAUUUUGUGAUCUGGGUGGGUGUAAUUCUGUGUAAAUUGUUUGGUUUCAGAGAAAAUUUUCUAUUGUACAAAGAAAAUCUCUGUUUUUUACUCUUCCUUGAGAUCUUUUUUGGGAUAUGCAACAUGAGAAAUUGAGAUUUUAGAAAUUUUCAUUUUUGGAAGAAGGAAAAAAAUUGGUUCUGAAUU